UUCAAUAGCUUCAGUUCGGUGUUGUAUUCAAGUAACAACAUUUGCUCAUUUAAGUUUUAAAAAUCCGCGCAAUUAUUUCUCAAUUCAAAAUGUUAACGUGAAUCUCGUUCAGAAAAACUGCUUCAACUCGACUUCAUUCUGGAUAUUUUUUAGAAUCAAUUUUUUUUUUUUAAUAUGCUUUCUUUGCCAUCGACAUCGUCCGAAGAAUUAGAAGACUUUCACUGUAAAAUUGUGCUCGUUGGAGAUUGUAAAUGUGGCAAAACAGCGCUCAUUCAUCAGUUCGUCAAUGAAGAAUUUUUACAGGUUUAUGCUCCGACAAUUUUUGAAAGAUAUUCAGUAACUUAUCAAGUGACAAAUUAUCGAGUACACUGCACGAUAUGGGACACGUCAGGUACACCUGGUUAUGAUACUGUGCGUCCUUUAGCUUAUCCUGAAACACAUGUAUUCAUUUUAUGUUUUACAAUUAGUGACCCUACAACGCUAGAAAAUAUUGUUACAAAAUGGUAUCCAGAAGUUCGCAGAUACUGCCAAACCACACCAUUAAUAUUGUGUGGGUGCCAAAGUGACUUGAGGAAUGAUUGUGAAACUUUAUCAAAACUUGCCGAAAUUCAAAGGAUACCUGUGUCCGCCGAACAAGGAGUUGCUGUUAGCAGGCAAAUUGGCGCUACUACGUACGUAGAAACAUCGUCAAAAACUUGUCCCAAGGCAAUACAAGACGCAUUUGAAGUAUCGGCACUAGCAGCUUUAGGAAAAUUGAAUAAAAGUUUAUCAUCGAAUCAAAAAUUUUCUUCGAAUAGAUAUAAUGGAACUUGGCAUCGAGCUAAAGUUGAUCUCAACUUUCGCGAUAGAACUAAAAAUUGUGUUGUUAUGUAAUUAAUUCGUACUAUUGAACAAAACUGAAAUUAUACUUGUAUCAUUACAUUUCUGUGUACGAGGUUUCUAACAGAAAUGAACGUCGAAAAUUAUACCUACGAAAUGAUUUCUACAAAGAGCUUUAUAGAAACCUAUUUAUCGCCAAGUAGAAUAAUUUGUGAAAAAAUGACGAAUAAAAGUAAGAUUUCAAAGUUUUAAUACUACCAAAUUUUUUUACUUAUUUUAUUUUUCUGCGAGUUUUUCUGGUCGUCCUCCUUUAAUAAAUGUAAAAAAGAGCUGUUCUUACGAAUUAAAACAAAAAAAGUCAAUUUAUUAAUAAUUGGUGAAAAUACGCUCUAGUGAUAUAUUGCGUAUUUUUUCCAAAUGAGUGAAAGAAAAUCAUAAAAAGGAAACUCCUUCGCGCUGAAAGUAGUAUAACCUCAAUUAUGGUCGAGUUCAUUUUCGUAUUUAAGUUUAAAUAAUUAUAAUUUAACAUAUCUAGGCAUAUGGAAACGAAUAGCACGAAUUAUUAAACAAAUUGACAAGAUAGAAAAAUUUGCUUGCUCAAAUUUCCAUGCCUUUUAUUUCCUGUACCCGAGUAAUCGAUUAUUUUUCGUUGUUGUACCUAUUUUUAAUUUUUAUAUACUUGUAUUUCAUUUUGUAUACCCGUGAGCUAUCUGUGUGACGUGUUUUACCUAUUUUUAAAAUACUUAACAACAGUUAUGACAGAAAUGUAUUGCACAUUGUCAUUAUUGGAUAUAAAUUAAAAUCCAAAAUGAAUUUGUAAAAUUGUUAAAAAUUAAUACGAAUUUUGUGAAUAUUUUUUUACUUGAGAAAUUUUUGAAUACGUUGAUGUUAUGGAAUAUAGAAACUUGUUGUACUUGAAAGUAUUUUUCAUUUCACAGUACUUGAGGUAAUCAGUUUUUUAUACGUACAUUUUGAUGAAUAUUGAUACCACAUGCGGUUUACAUGUAACAAAGAUAAUAACAUUUUUUAUAGAUAAGAGAAUAUUAUCAACACGUAACAUUUCAUUACAAGGGAAUUUAAUAUUUUCAUACUUCGAACUAACGACAAUUUUGCAAUCAAGUAAAAUGUGACAUAGCCAACAUAUGAAAUACCUUCCUUCAUAAUUUCACGAAUGUAAGAAUAUCAACGAAUUUAUAAUUCAAAUUCACCCACCGAGCAAAGACACCGAAAUUCCUUGUUUUAUCUAAAAUACAUUAAACAAUACAUUUACUUCUGAAGAUCAAGUAAAUACUUACAACCGGCAAAACCUUGUACAGUGGAAGAUUUCAUAAUAGCUUCACUAAAAUUACUUAGAGGUAUAAUUUUAUGUACCGGAGCUUUUAAUUUUCCAGUAUGCAUAUAAUUUGCAAGCUCUUCAAACAUACUCUGCCUUUCAGGAGACACUUUAUUUUCUCUCGUCCACCGAGUCAUCCAGUAACCUCUUAAUGAAAUAUUUUUGAAUAUAAACGACGAUGUAGGAAUGGUAACUGGUUCACGGGACAUGCCUCCGUAAGUAACCAAAACACUUUGGUUGCUCAUAUGGCGAACCAUUUCACGAACACUACGUCCUCCGACGCAAUUCAAUCCCAAUUUUGGUUCUGGAACUUUUUUAUCCUUGAAUAAGGUAACACUUCU
Molecule: messenger RNA, 2493 nt
Organism: Planococcus citri (citrus mealybug)
Lineage: Eukaryota; Metazoa; Arthropoda; Insecta; Hemiptera; Pseudococcidae
Product: ras-like GTP-binding protein rhoA
Exons: 5
Coding region: 175-873 (232 amino acids)
Biological process (GO): small GTPase-mediated signal transduction
Cellular component (GO): cytosol
Molecular function (GO): GTPase activity; protein kinase binding; GTP binding
Source: RefSeq, a predicted model, not a curated record